GAAAUCACUACCAAGUACCAACCUCAACACCAACACCCACUCUCAGUCUCACUCACCCACCCUCCACCACCAACCCAUAUACACCACCUUUUGAAUCCAACCAUCAUCACAACGCAACGCAACGCAUCGCAUCGCAAUGGCCAUGGCUCUUCGCAGACUUUCCUCCAAGCCCUUCGCCAACGCCACUUCCAUUUAUCGCACGUCCUCUUCGCUCUCCGCUCACCAAAACGACAAAUCUCGCGUCGACUGGAUUAAGCAGCUCAACGAUCCUCUCGAGGUCGUCGAUCCCGAGAUCGCGGACAUAAUCGAACUCGAAAAAGCGCGUCAAUGGAAGGGGCUCGAACUUAUACCUUCGGAAAACUUCACGUCGCUGUCGGUGAUGCAAGCCGUUGGAUCGGUGAUGACGAAUAAGUAUAGUGAAGGAUAUCCUGGUGCGAGAUACUAUGGAGGAAAUGAGUACAUUGACAUGGCUGAGACCUUGUGUCAGAAGCGUGCACUCGAAGCUUUUCGGUUGGAUCCUGCAAAAUGGGGAGUCAAUGUGCAGUCAUUAUCUGGAUCCCCUUCUAACUUCCAAGUUUACACUGCUUUAUUGAAACCUCACGAGAGAAUUAUGGCUCUUGAUCUUCCCCAUGGUGGGCAUCUAUCACACGGUUAUCAGACUGACACCAAGAAGAUAUCAGCUGUAUCUAUAUUCUUUGAAACAAUGCCAUACAGAUUGAAUGAGAGCACUGGUUAUAUCGAUUAUGACCAGUUGGAGAAAAGUGCAGCACUUUUUAGGCCAAAAUUAAUAGUUGCUGGUGCUAGUGCUUAUGCUCGCCUUUAUGAUUAUGCACGUGUUCGUAAGGUCUGUGAUAAGCAAAAGGCAGUUCUAUUGGCUGAUAUGGCACAUAUUAGUGGAUUGGUAGCGGCGGGUGUUAUUCCUUCUCCUUUUGAUUAUGCAGAUGUUGUAACAACAACAACACAUAAGUCACUUCGUGGACCACGUGGGGCUAUGAUUUUCUUCAGGAAGGGUGUGAAAGAGAUAAACAAGCAAGGGAAGGAAGUGUUGUAUGACUAUGAAGACAAAAUAAAUCAGGCUGUUUUCCCUGGACUUCAAGGUGGUCCACACAAUCAUACUAUUUCAGGCUUAGCAGUUGCACUGAAGCAGGCUAUGACACCAGAAUUCAAGAAUUACCAAAAGCAAGUACUUGACAACUCCUCGGCAUUUGCACAGAGUUUGUUAGAGAAAGGCUAUGAUCUUGUAUCUGGUGGAACAGAGAACCAUUUAGUGUUAGUGAACUUAAGAAACAAGGGCAUUGAUGGCUCUAGGGUUGAGAAGGUAUUAGAAGCAGUUCACAUAGCUGCCAAUAAAAAUACCGUUCCAGGGGAUGUGUCUGCUAUGGUUCCUGGAGGCAUUCGGAUGGGAACCCCUGCUCUCACAUCCAGAGGAUUUGUUGAGGAAGAUUUUAAAAAAGUAGCCGAGUACUUUGAUGCAGCUGUUAAGUUAGCCUUGCAGAUUAAGGAAAAUACCAAUGGUACAAAGUUGAAGGAUUUUGUGGCAGCUAUGCAAUCAGAUGAACAAAUUCAAUCCAAGAUUGCUAAUCUCCGUCAUGAAGUAGAGGAUUAUGCUAAGCAGUUCCCCACAAUUGGUUUUGAAAUAGAAACAAUGAAGUAUGGCAAGUGAAGACGGCAUAUGGUUACUACUUCUGGAGUGUUAUUUGGAAGCUUUUCGAAUUAAUAACGCUGAAUUAGAUGUGUUGCUCGAUGGAUUGUCUCGGAGUCCUGGAUGAAAAUGUGAAUUAUAUUAUUAUUACUACUAAUGGUUUAAAUGAAAGAGAAAAGGGAGAAAAUUCCUUUCAGCUUGAGAAAAAAUAUAUAGAUUUAUUUCAUGUUGAAAAUUCCUUUAGAUGUAGCAAAAAGGAGUUCGAGCACUAGUAAAUUUUGCUAUUUGGUAAAUUACCUUAAUUCCUCUUCUA
Molecule: messenger RNA, 1955 nt
Organism: Cajanus cajan (pigeon pea)
Lineage: Eukaryota; Viridiplantae; Streptophyta; Magnoliopsida; Fabales; Fabaceae
Product: serine hydroxymethyltransferase, mitochondrial
Biological process (GO): tetrahydrofolate interconversion
Cellular component (GO): mitochondrion; cytoplasm
Molecular function (GO): glycine hydroxymethyltransferase activity; pyridoxal phosphate binding
Source: RefSeq, a predicted model, not a curated record